AUGGCGCCAUGGGCACUGCUUUUGGUCCCGGCCGCCGGCUGUUCUCUGGACCCAACCACUGAAAGGGCGCUGCGGGCAGUGCUGGUGGCAACGGGCGCAGACUUCGAUGCGGAGGACCCCCUCUGCAGCUCUGACGGUGUCACAUGCGAGAAUCUGGGGGCUACUUGCAAGCUGACCUGCUUGACCCUUUCUUCCAGAGAGCUCACCGGGUACUUGCCCGAGGCCGUGGGAGACCUGAGGGAGCUGCGGAAGGUGUGGCUGAACUCGAACCAACUCACCGGGCCUUUGCCCGGCAGUUUGGGGCGCCUCACGCAGUUGGACUAUUUGGACCUGUCCUCGAACCGCUUCACGGGGCAGAUUCCGGAGUCCUUCGGCCAGCUGGCGCAGGUCAAGCAGUUGUUCCUGCAGGAAAACCUGCUGAACGGCAGCAUCCCGGCGUCUCUUGGGAAGAUGCGGAGCCUAACGAGACUGGAUCUAUCGCAGAACCAGCUGAGUGGGAAGAUCCCAUUGAGCCUUCGAGCCCUUGACCAGGUUGGAACGGCCUUCUUCUGGGACAACCCCGGGCUGGAGCCGGCCAGCACCCAGAAGCUGUACCGGGACUGCGGGCCAGUGACCAAGGAUCCCUGCAAGAUCUUCUUCUUUUUGGAUCCUUGGCAGUGCCUCCGCUGCUGCUUCGCGGCCCUGGGUGCCGCUCUGGCUGCGGCCUGGCUCGUGAGGCGCAAGCGCCGGGCCUUCCCCGCGGCCGCCGCCCACGUUGCGCCGUGUCCUGUGGGCGUGCUGCAGCUGGCCACGGAGGCGCUGAGGCCCACGAGGUGGGGGCAGCUGGUGUUUUUGGCGUUGGCGGUGGUGGCACACAUCUUUGUGCCGCUGUGUUUGGCCUGGUCCUUGCGGAUGGAACUGGUGCUGGGGCUAGGUGUGCUGAAGGGAUUGUGCCGGUGUGGCUCCGGCGCGCAUCUGGUCUUCCUCCCCAAAGGCCUGAGCUCUGGCAGGCAGGCCUUCCAGGUUUGGCUGGGUGAGAUUUUUGAGAUCCUGCUGUCCUUCGCGUUGGUUUUGUCCAUUGUGACGGCGGCCAACGUUUUGCAUCCCUACCACUGGCAGCGCGCCCUGCGGCAGGAUUCCGAGGUGGUUGCGGCCAUGGUGGAUGACCAGCCCUGGGUCCGCGACUUCUUCCUGUGCACAGUAGGCGCCAUGAGCGUUUACUGGUUGGCCCUGCUGAGCUCGCGGCGAGAGGCAGUCCAGGCUUCGCGGGGCCAGCUGGAGGAUUGCCGGGUGCUGGCGCUGGCCUUGGCACAAAUCACAGCAAUGGAGGCUUGGGCUGAGCAGGAGGUGCUCACCGUGGAGGUGCGUGCAAGCUCCGCGAGCUCAUUGCUCGAGACGGAGCUGGUCUGCGACGUCUCCCACACGCCUUCCGCGACCUCGGCGUCGGUGCCCGCGUCCGGAGGUUUGGGGCCAUCUGUCGCCGUGCGCGCGGAGAAGGUGGGGACACGGCGCCUGCUGGUGCGGUGGGAGGAGACAAGCUGCCAGGUGCAGCUUCGGACACCCGUCUACAUCUUCUGCAGCGUGGCCGCGAUUGUGGUGACCUCCUUUACGGACCUCAUCGUGGCGACGCAAUUCUUGCAGGGUCAUUUCUUCUGGUUCGCCUUUCUCACCCUAGCCACUUCUUGGUGUUCGAUGCUUGCAGAGCUGCAGACGUGGAGGCGCCUCCGGGCCGAGCUGCGCCAAAGCGCGCGGUGUGGGUACCUCACUGACCCCUUAAGGGCGAUGCAGAGCUCCGAGCGCGGCAUCGAAGGCUUCAUCGACCUGGGGGUCAAAGUCUAUGGCAUGCCCUGGGGCGUGGACUCUGGCUUGGAUUUCGCCAGCUUUCUGAUCCCCAUCCUGAUUUGCCUGCGGGGCCUGGUGCUCUUGCUGCGGAGCCGCGACCAGCUGGCUGAGCUGCAGAGCUCCUGA
Messenger RNA from Effrenium voratum, 1947 nucleotides. NCBI's taxonomy places the organism in Eukaryota, Dinophyceae, Suessiales, Symbiodiniaceae. The record is from the annotation of a GenBank genome assembly.